AUGAAAGAAAAGUACACAGAAAAAUGUCAAUGGACGCAAGCAAAUCGCUCGAGUCGUAAUUUUCCAAUUAAAUUUUUACGUUUUCGGGUGAUAAUUUUUUACUAAAUUGCCGUGAAAAGUGUUUUAAGAUGUCCGCUGUUGGAUUUUGCAUUUAGUAAUGUGCGAAAAUUUCUCCGUGGUUGGUCGGAAUCCGUGAAAAACAUAAGAAAGAAAGAAAAAGUGUCAAGUGUCUCCCCCACAAAUGAAUUCGGGACGCGAUUUUCCGGAGCAAAAGCAGUUGUGCAAGCGCUAAGAUUUCGGGAGGGGGGAGUGCUGAUAAAACCAAGACGAAUCUGUUUCCCCACCCACUAGAGGAGGAUUAGAGUAAACACAACGCACAAGAUGCAGCGAAGAUCCCGACCGAAACGACAAACGCUGGCAUUGUUCCUUGUGUUGAUGGCGUUAAUUGAAACCACACCCGGCCGGGUUUUGGCGACGGCGGCCGCGGCAUCAGUAUCAGCAGGUGGUCCGCCUUCCUCCGCCGUUGAAGAUUGGGACGAUCCGGUGGAGGAGGAGGAGGGUUAUUGUGCGCCGUACAACGGGAAGGUUUGCAAGUCGUUUGUCAACAGUCGACAGGUUUGGUACAGCCGGGAGGACGGGACCGGUGGGUGGGAGAACGAGAAGAUUACGGCCGCUUUGUUUCGGGAUUUGAUCACGGAUCUGCCGGAUUAUUGCCGACCGGCGGCGGAGAAAAUGCUUUGUGCGUACGCGUUUCCCCAGUGCGUCAUCAAGGACGGAGUGACGAUUCGGUUGCCGCUGUGCUACGAAGAUUGCGUGGCUACGCACUUGCAGUUUUGCUACAACGACUGGGCGCUGAUAGAGGAGAAGAAGGAGCGGGGCGAUGUUAUCAAAUCGCGGGGUCACUUCCGGUUGCCAAACUGCGAGGAGUUGCCGAGGCACAACAAGAGCGCAAGGCCGCCAACGUGUUCCCACGUCGGGUUGACCGAGCUGAUUCAAGAGGAGGCCACUUAUGAUUGCCGGAUGGGCAACGGGCGGUACUACAUCGGAACGGUGAACGUCACGGCAACGGGCAUUCCGUGCCAAAAGUGGGACUCGCAGGAACCGCACUCGCACCACAAGCCGCCGCUCGUGUUCGGGGAGCUGCAGGACGCGGAAAACUUUUGUCGGAAUGCCGGCGGUGAGGAGCCGACGCCGUGGUGCUACACGACGGACAAGGCCGUGCGCUGGCAGGCUUGCGACAUUCCGCUGUGUCCGAAUUCGACCGACAUGAUUUCUACUAAGAAGCCGGUAAGUAUCGUGAUGGAGUCGGUGUUUACGCCGUCCAUGAUUUUCCUGCUGUCCGGGAUUGGCUUCGUGGCCAUCGUGCUGCUCCACCUGAUGGUGUUUCUGUGCUAUCGGAUUGCGAGGCACAACAACAAUCGCCGGCAGGGCACGGCCGGCUACAAUACGGCGUCCACGCAGGACACGCAAGGAAUUGACAUCAACAAACUGCCCAGCAAUGUAAACUAUCAUAGAACAGGGGCGCAGCUCAAUCCGAAGCUGGAGAAGCUCGAGUUCCCCAGGAAUAACAUAAUUUACAUUAAGGACUUGGGCCAAGGCGCGUUUGGACGGGUUUUCCAAGCGAAGGCGCCUGGACUGAUCGCGGGGGAAGAUUUCACGUUGGUAGCUGUAAAAAUGCUCAAAGACGAAGCUAGUCAAGACUUGCAGGUUGAUUUUGAGCGCGAGGCGUGUCUGCUCGCCGAGUUUGACCAUCCAAACAUUGUCAAGCUGCUCGGAGUGUGCGCCUUGGGACGGCCCAUGUGCUUGCUGUUUGAGUUUAUGGCGCGUGGCGAUCUGAACGAGUUCCUGCGCCAAUGCUCGCCCUUUGCCCAGCAGAACCGUGCCGACAGCAUCAGCACAGAGCUGUCCCACGGCGACCUCCUAAACAUCGCGUUCCAAAUAGCAUCCGGAAUGGUGUAUCUUUCCGAGCGCAAGUUUGUCCACCGCGACUUGGCCACCCGAAACUGUCUCAUCGAUGACAACAUGGUCGUAAAAAUUGCCGAUUUUGGCCUGUCGCACAAAAUCUACCUUCAGGACUACUACAAAGGCGACGAAAACGAUGCCAUUCCGAUUCGCUGGAUGCCGCUCGAGUCGAUCCUCUACAACAAGUACACCAUCGAGUCGGACGUUUGGGCGUACGGCGUUUGCCUCUGGGAGAUAUUCUCGUUCGCGAUGCAACCCUACUACGGGAUGACCCACGAAGAGGUGGUCAAAUUUGUCAAGGAGGGAAACAUGCUGUCCUGUCCGGAGAACACGCCACUGACGGUGUACGAUCUGAUGCGAAAGUGCUGGAGCCGGAAACCGGCGGAUCGUCCCAGCUUUCCGCUGAUUUACCAAAAAAUCCAUCAGAUUAGGGCGGACUUUGAUGGGAAAAUGUUGAUGUAGUCCCGCUAAGAAAAAGACUUUACACGGCGUGUGUGUGUGCCCAUAAUCAAGUACUGCCACUUUCUCGUAUCUUUCGCAUGGUGCGUUGCUUAACGUACAAUGUAGAAACUCUUAUUUGUAAGAAAUCUUAAGAACUGGUUCGACUGAUUUUACGAUUUAUUCUAGUUUUAGUUUUGUUAAACGUUUUAACAGUCCAUUUACAACUAAUUUACAUUCAAACUCAAGCAUUUCUCUAGAAUUUCGACAAUAUUUUUUGUUUAUAUUUGGAUCAAAAAUUGUUUAUGCAUUCCCUAUGUCAGAAAAGCCAUUUAACUUUGACGUUUUCUUUUUUUCAUUUUUGUCGUUUUUUUUUUUCAACAAGCCUAUGAAAAACCUUCUUUAAAUCCAUUCUUACUAAAUCCAUUGCGAAAACUUUCUGUAUGUAGUUGGUAACGCCUAAUGGCUUACAAAUCUGACCCAUCAACGAAAGCUUUUGGAAAGAUUCUUUCCAAAAAUACUCGCUAGAGUUAUCUGAAAAUCAAGCUUUUUUUACAAUAAUCAAAAAAUUGUUUUGCCAAAGCCGAAAAAAUCUGGAGCAACAUUUGAAACUAUUAUGGCAAUUCCGAGCCAAGAGGUAACAGUUUAACAAAACUCGCAGUGUUAUAAGAUAGCUUGGGAAAGCCAGCUAUUGUUUUACAUUGCGAGUUUUGUAAAAAAGUUACCUGUUGGCUCGUAAUUUACAAAAUAGUUGGUGCAAAACAGUUGUCAAAAUGCUUAAGCGCCCUUUUCUCGUGCUACUGCAGAAAUCAAGUGCUAUCAGCAUCAUCAUCGACCCGACACCGUUGAAUGUGAUAGCGACCAUUCGUUGCCACACACACGAAGUUGACACAAAAGAACACCGAGCUAAGCACUCAAAUAUCCUGUCUCUCUCUUGCUUGUGCAGUGAAGUCUUUCGACAACAAUCAUUUGAAAGCGGUCAUGCAUUUAUGUAAAUUAUAUAAGGUAAGACGGAUUUUGCAGCUGUUCAAAAAAAUUUAGCGCAAAAACAAGAUUUUAUAUAGAUAUUUUCAAAAAAAAAUUUGGUAAUUUUACGGGCAAGUUUUGUCCGAUUUUUUCUGUAGACUUCUUUGACAUGCGAAAUGCAACAAAAAAAAACCUUUUUUAAACGGUUUUUUUUCGAAAAAAAUAAUUCCAGUUUAAAGCGUUUUUUUCCGUUUGGCAUGCUAAACAACUCUACACUCAAAAUCAGAAAUACCCCUCAAAAAGGGUUCCAUCAACCUUUUAUCUGUCAACACAAGGAAAACAAACCCUUUUUGAGGGUUACUUCCACCCUUUUUUUCAAGUUUACCGGUAGUAACCCUUUGCAAAAGGAUAACGACGGGUAAACUUGAAAAAAAAGGGUGAAAGUAACCUUCAAAAAGGGUUUAUUUUCCUUGUGUUGACAGAUAAAAGGUUGAUGGAACCCUUUUUGAGGGGUAUUUCUGAUUUUGAGUGUACAGAAAAAAAUUCGGUAAAACUUGCCCGGAAAUGCAAUUAUUGUGGAAAACCCCCUUACCUCAUCAAAUCUACAUGCCUUGGCGGUCAUGGGCAAUGUGAUAUGAAUCUCGCUGGAAAUCUUUGAAAAAAGGUUUUAUCAUUUCUGUCCCAAAAAUGGCUCCUUAUGACAAAGGAAAUUUAUAAAGAUUUUAUCCAAAUACAAAGUUAUAAAAAAAAGAAAAAUGUUAUUCUUUGCGAAUAAUUGAGAACCUUUUAUUUAAAAUUUUAACAAGAUCCCAAUUUGAUGAAAUGAUUUUAAAAUGUAGUAUUAUCGACCUUGUUGUAUUAUAUUUUCAUCAUAUUUUACCAACGUUCUUAGGUGCCAAGUCACUAAUAUAAUCACCUUUAUUUCAUAAAA
Messenger RNA from Culex pipiens pallens (northern house mosquito), 4297 nucleotides. RefSeq names its product tyrosine-protein kinase transmembrane receptor Ror2 (gene Nrk). Gene Ontology annotation, molecular function: transmembrane receptor protein tyrosine kinase activity; ATP binding; protein binding. NCBI's taxonomy places the organism in Eukaryota, Metazoa, Arthropoda, Insecta, Diptera, Culicidae. The transcript is spliced from 3 exons. Gene Ontology annotation, biological process: multicellular organism development; positive regulation of kinase activity; cell surface receptor protein tyrosine kinase signaling pathway. Bases 382 to 2424 code for a protein of 680 amino acids. The record is from RefSeq and is a predicted model, not a curated record. Gene Ontology annotation, cellular component: signaling receptor complex.